Molecule: messenger RNA, 1830 nt
Organism: Rhopalosiphum padi (bird cherry-oat aphid)
Lineage: Eukaryota; Metazoa; Arthropoda; Insecta; Hemiptera; Aphididae
Exons: 2
Coding region: 453-1262 (269 amino acids)
Source: RefSeq, a predicted model, not a curated record
AACACCGUUUGAAUUCGAACGGCAUUUGCGUGAAUAGCCUCGCCGGAAGCCCUCUCUCAACCACAAGUUGACGACGGACGACGCCGACGCGCGACGAUCCGCGUCGGAACGUCGGACCCGCCGCGACUGUGAACCGGCCCUAGACAAAAACCAGUCAUUUCCACCGCACCGUACGCGACAGACCUUUUUUUCGCCGUACUGUGCUCAACACCCUUGUUUUUUUUUACAUUUGUUUUUUUACCACUUUAUUUGUGUGAUUGCUCUUCGCCUACAAAUAAAGCCCCGUCAUACCCCGAAGACUUGUGUUUUUUAUUUAUCCAUCUUUCCCCCGUGCUCCUCCCGUGUGCCGUUCAAUCACCAUCCGACGCUACCUCACCAUCACACAGUGACAAUCGUAGGUACGCGUCAAAUUGGCUCCCCGAACUGGAAUCACCGUCGACAACAGCACAAGGAUGAAUACAAAGCCACAAUCAACAGCAACCACCCCCCUACAGCAAGCCGCAGAACUGCUGGAACGCACCCAGCAGUUACUGAAGGUAGCUACCGCGGAGGCAGCCGCCCAUGCGACUACGGCAGCACGGGUGCGCCGGAUGUCCACGGCAGAGCUACGCCGGGACCCGGUACUGUGGGCAGCCUACACCCGCGGGUGGGACGACCGCACGUCGGUCUUCCGCAAGGCGACCGACGUGGGUCCGACACCCGCGGCGACCGACAGGUCCCGGAGCCCUAGACGGCACGUACAGCCGGCUGGCGCACCGCGACCGCCCCCGAUGCCGCAGUCCGCACGGCUGAUCCGCCCACCCCCGCAACCACUCAUGGCAGCACCGGUCCCACGACCGAGGACGUCGACGAAACCGCCCGCGCCGACCACAGAUGAGGCUAAAACGACGCCGAAAACGGCAACGCCGAUGUCGUCGCGGCAGCGCCGGAGCAUCGAAAGGAAGCGGAAAUUUGUGGACAAGAAGAAGCCUGCCGACCCCACCUCCUCUCAGCAAUUCCGCCUGGAAAAACCGGCGUCCACAACCCCAGAACCGGCAACAGGUCCAAGGUCACUGGAGGCGACCGACAAACCCGUCCCCGAGACCGAGGCACCGGAGGUAGUAAUACCUACCGGACAAGCCGAGGCCACGGAGCAGCCAGCCACCGACUCCCCAAAACCGGCCGAUAUGGAAAUAUCGCCGGAUGAGGAGGCGGAGCUGCUGUGCGACAUGGAUGUCGGUCCACCAGACGACGUGGACAUGGAAACCGUGUUCCAGAACUAACCCCGCCCCCACGACGCCACCACAACAGGACUAGACAGGCCGGAGUGAGACCGCUGCACCCAGCCGGAAUACCCCUCCUCCGGAACCUAUCUACCCCAACCACCCAACCACCCACACAGCCACCCACACAACCACCCACACAGCCACCGGAGGCGGCCGGACAACCGCCGUCACUGGUGGUUUGGGGGGGGGGAGUAUGACGCGGCCCCGCGCAAACACCGUUUGAAUUCGAACGGCAUUUGCGUGAAUAGCCUCGCCGGAAGCCCUCUCUCAACCACAAGUUGACGACGGACGACGCCGACGCGCGACGAUCCGCGUCGGAACGUCGGACCCGCCGCGACUGUGAACCGGCCCUAGACAAAAACCAGUCAUUUCCACCGCACCGUACGCGACAGACCUUUUUUUCGCCGUACUGUGCUCAACACCCUUGUUUUUUUUUACAUUUGUUUUUUUACCACUUUAUUUGUGUGAUUGCUCUUCGCCUACAAAUAAAGCCCCGUCAUACCCCGAAGACUUGUGUUUUUUAUUUAUCCAUCUUUCCCCCGUGCUCCUCCCGUGUGCCGUUCAA